AUGAAUUCUACCACUAGACCAAUGAUGCGUGUUUGCUUGGCUGGUUGUUGGUGGAGCAUUGGAUCGUGUGACUUAUAUCCAUUUGUCACUAGGGAGUCACGUGUGCGGGGAGCCGAGCUUUUCCGGAUAGGAUCACCACUCCAGCCAGAGCCGCAAGUAGAGAUUGCCGAUCCAGCCUCUUCUGCUGCUGCGUCUGAAUCCGAUGAUGUUGUUCCAGCGAACCGUCGCCGGCGUAUGGAUAGUGAAGAAGAAGAAGAAGAGGAAGAAGAGAACGAUGAUGAAUCAGCCGCGUCAUCCGACGGGGAAACGCGCACGCCCAGCAAUAUCGACAUGAUGGUGAAGAAGUUGGUGCGGCUGGCCCUGGCGAGCGAGUACUCGCGAUUGCCCAUCCGAAGGACGGAUAUCAGCGCCAAAGUUCUCGGCGAGCAGGGCUCGCGGCAGUUCAAGACCGUCUUUGACCAGGCGCAGAGGGUGUUGCGGAGUCGGUUUGGGAUGCAGAUGGUGGAAUUGCCCGGGAAGGAGAAGGUGACAAUCAGUCAGAGGAGAGCCGCCCAACGCGUCGAGAAACCGUCCACUACCUCCAAUAAAUCCUGGAUAUUGACCAGCACCCUUCCUGCGCCCUACCGAAGUCCGGAGAUAUUACCCCCAACCAAGGCACCGUCCUCCUUCAGCGACAGCACCUACACAGCGAUAUACACAUUCCUGAUUUCGGUCAUAACCCUCUCCGGCGGCUCGAUCGCGGAGCAGAAGCUGGAGCGAUACCUGAAACGCACCAACAUCGACAUGUACACGCCUAUUGACCGGACGGACCGUCUGAUACAGCGUCUCUGCAAGGAUGGGUAUCUCGUCCGGAACCGGGAGACGGACGGCGGGGAGGAAGUGAUCGAAUAUAUGGUCGGGCCGAGGGGGAAGAUCGAGGUGGGCGAGAGCGGCGUGGCCGGGCUGGUCAGGGAGGUAUACGGACGUCCCGACCCGACGACGACCGGCGAAGCCCGCAACGGUACCCAAGAGAACGAAGAGGAAGAUGAAUUCGAAAGGAGACUAGAAAGGAGUCUGGCAGCCAGUCGGCGAGAGAGGGCUCGAGGAGCUGAUACUGGGGAUGAGCCGCCGGACGAGGGGAGGGCGAAUAGGCGAAGUCAGCUCAAUCGACGAAAUACGAGGGGUCGCGCGGCACGGGACGAUGAAGAUUACGAUGAAUGA
Messenger RNA from Rasamsonia emersonii CBS 393.64, 1200 nucleotides. RefSeq lists its product as uncharacterized. The transcript is spliced from 4 exons. The coding region runs from base 1 to 1200 and encodes 399 amino acids. The record is from RefSeq and is a predicted model, not a curated record. Gene Ontology annotation, biological process: DNA repair. Gene Ontology annotation, cellular component: nucleus. Lineage: Eukaryota; Fungi; Ascomycota; Eurotiomycetes; Eurotiales; Trichocomaceae.